Messenger RNA from Thalassophryne amazonica, 4322 nucleotides. Its product is annotated as protein-tyrosine kinase 2-beta-like. Gene Ontology annotation, cellular component: focal adhesion; cytoskeleton. The transcript is spliced from 30 exons. NCBI's taxonomy places the organism in Eukaryota, Metazoa, Chordata, Actinopteri, Batrachoidiformes, Batrachoididae. Gene Ontology annotation, molecular function: protein tyrosine kinase activity; ATP binding. The record is from RefSeq and is a predicted model, not a curated record. The coding region runs from base 306 to 3170 and encodes 954 amino acids. Gene Ontology annotation, biological process: signal complex assembly; protein phosphorylation.
CAUUUCCUCUUUCGAUAAUCGAUGCACCUCUUAGACAGAACAAAGUCUCACCCAUAUUGGACCCCUUAAAGAAGAUCAAACAUAAAUUCUUCGAGUGGCACCAUGGAGGCCACCUGGCACUGACGACUGUGAAGACUGACAAACGUUUGUCCUGCUGUGGAAUUUGUGCAAUACCUGGUGCUGUUGGUCUCCAGCACCGAUGCAUCCACCAGUGUGAUUGUGGAUGAGAGUGUGCUAUUGUGACAUGGCGACGUACAUGUAAUAGUAUGUACGCAGUGUGCUGAGUGUGUGUGUGUUUGGGUGUGAUGUCAGGAGACACGAGCACCCUGUCCUGGAGGAGCAUAUCUCCCACCAGUCAGUCAGAUUCUUCGGAUGUGUCUCCACCAGCAACUGUUGACAGGAGUCCUGUCGCACUCAUGAAGAUCAUCAAAGUGUGUUUUCUCAGCAACAGCUCCAACCUGGGGAAGAACUUCAAACUGGUUCGAUGUGAAGAGGGAUGGACUGUCAGGGCAAUCAUUAACAUGGUACUUUCUAGUGGCUGUGUGGGACCAGAGAUAAAUCACAACCUCUGCUAUGGCCUCCUCCUCAAACAUCUGAAGUCCUCAGAAAUGCACUGGCUUCAUCCAGACCUGACUGUGUCUGAACUCACCCAGCGCUAUGAACAGCAGCACCUUGAGGCUGAGUGGAGAUAUGACCUGAGGAUCAGAUACAUCCCAGCAGAUUUUAUGGAAAAAUUAAAAGACGACAGAACCACUAUGCUCUACUUUUAUCAGCAGGUACGAAGUGACUACAUGCAGCAGUAUGCCUUAAAGGUCAGUGAUGGGAUGGCCCUACAGCUUGGCUGCCUGGAAAUUAGGAGAUUCUACAAAGACAUGAAUCCGAAUGGAUUGGAGAAAAAGUCCAACUUUGAACUCUUAGAGAAGGAUGUGGGUCUCCACCUGUUUUUUCCCAGAGAGCUGAUGGAAAGCAUGAAGCCUAAGCAGUUUCGUCGGCUGGUCCAGCAGACAUUCCAGGGCUAUUCCACUUUGAACCAGGACCAGUGCAUGAUGAAGUUCUUCACUACGCUGGCCCAGUGCUACAGCUAUACACAGGAGAGCUUCGCCUGCCACUUGAAACAUGGAUGGAAUCUGACAAUAGAUCUGGUUAUUGGUCCUGAAGGCAUCAGCCAACGAACUGAAAAGAACGCAAAAUCCACCUGUCUGGCCACUUUCUCUCAGGUGCGCAGUAUUUCCUGCAGCAUGGAGACUGAAGGUCGAGCUCUGCUCACUGUGCACAUAGAAGGAGCCAAACAGCCUCUGGCAGUAAACACCUCCUCCCUGGCUGUGGCAGAAAACAUGGCCAACCUGAUUGACGGUUACUGUCAACUGGAAGGCAGCUCUGAAGGCUCGCUUAUUAGCAGACCUAAAAAAGGAAGAGGCACAAGGCUGAAGCUGCCCAGCAUUCCAAAACAUAAUGAACCCAGUGGUUGUAUCAAAACUAUAGGUUCAGGUAUUUAUGCUGAGAUUCCUGAAGACAAAGAAGAUUAUGGUGAGAAAAACACAAUCUCCAGAGGUGACAUCAUCGUGGGACGAAUCCUGGGUGAAGGAUUCUUUGGAGAGGUUCAUGAUGGCGUUUACAAAAGCUUGACAGGGGAGAAGAUACGGGUGGCAAUAAAAACAUGUAAAGAAUGUUCAGCUGAUGUGAAAGAGAAGUUUCUCAGUGAAGCUGAAUUAAUGAAAAAUUUGGCUCACCCCCACAUUGUGCGUCUAAUUGGAGUUAUUGAGUGCGAUCCUGUGUGGAUCAUCAUGGAGCUUUAUGAACAUGGAGAGCUGGGGAACUAUCUGGUGGAGCAGCAGUACAUUCUGUCCACUGUCACCUUAAUCAUUUACUGUCUACAGAUCUGCAAAGCCCUGGCUUACCUGGAGGGGCUCAACAUGGUGCACAGAGAUAUCGCUGUGAGGAAUGUGCUGGUGGCCUCUCCUGACUGUGUCAAGCUCGGUGACUUUGGUCUGUCUCGCUACAUUGAUGAACAAGAAUAUUACAAAGCCUCGGUCAGUCGUUUACCGAUCAAAUGGAUGGCACCAGAAUCCAUCAACUUCAGACGCUUCACCACAGCGAGUGACGUUUGGAUGUUUGGUGUUUGUGUAUGGGAGAUCUUCUCCAUGGCCCAGCAGCCCUUCUCCUGGCUGGAGAACGGGCAGGUGAUCAUCCAGUUGGAGUCAGGGGUUCGACUCCCUAAACCGCGGGGCUGCCCUCCCACUGUCUACUCCUUACUGACACACUGUUGGGCCUAUGAGCCCCAUGCUCGGCCCAGCUUCAGCCAGCUGGUCUGCUCCUUCAGCGACAUUCACAGGAUGGAGGCAGAACAGCAGGCGGAACACAAAGGUCAGAAAUGGCAAAUUCGUCCACAUUCCAUCACAUCCUUCACUGAGCUCAGCAGUGCACAGCCUCCACCCAAGCCAUCCAGAUUACACAGCAGCACCCUUUACCGAGGCAUGAAUUUACAGGGAAUAGAGAAGGAUGGGAGGUCGGCAUGGGAGAAAGAGAGAGAGCAAGUGGAGCACAUCAUCCAAAUACAGCAGAGAGACAUGCUGAUGGACAAACAGUGGCUGGAACAGGAGGAGAGACAACUGGACCGUGCAAUGGGGCAAGAGCCACACACCAAGCCUCCUGAACAAAAAGCAGAAAAUGGUCCUCCAAAGAAACCCCCUCUGCCUUCCACAAUUACACAGCCUCUUCCCACAGCUGAGCUGGAUCGAUCAGGUGAUCAGGUUUAUGAGGGGGUCAAGGCUAUGGUGAAACACGUGGUCCAGCUGAAGAAUGAUGUUAACACUCUGCCUGUCUCUGAGUAUCCCAACGCUAUCAAAGCAGUUGGUUUUACUCUUCGUAGCCUGGUUCAAAGUGUUGAUGAGAUCUUGCCUUCCCUACACAGCUCUCUGAGGACAGAGAUUGAGGGCACUGAGAAACUCCUCAACAAGGAUUUGGGAGAACUGAUCAAUAAGAUGCGACUGGCCCAGCAGAACUCUGUAACAUCACUGAAAGAAGAAUGCCAACGGCAGAUGUUAGCAGCUGCACACACUCUGGCACUUGACUCCAAAAACCUGCUGGAUGCCGUGGAUCAGGCUCGAGUCAGAGCCAAUUUAGCAAAACCAAAAUCAAACUCAACAGACUAUGAAGAUUCAGUGGACUGAAGACUGAGCAAAGAUCAAUUGGUUUUGGUAAAAUAAAAAAACAAAACAAAACAAAAAAAACAAAACGUGCAGGAUCUGUAUUGGAAUUAGUUGGGAGAAUGGAAGGAAAUCUUAGGCAACAGCUUUAUUUGCCUGUGCGCAUUUAUCUUCAUCGCAAGUAAUCAUUAAAGGGCAAGUUAACUUUUUUUUAAAGAUUCACCUGCAAUAAAUAAUUAUCAAUCAAACCUCUGAGUGUUCUACUCCCAUAUAAGAAUUGGAUUUUAUCAAUGUUUUUAAAAAAAAAACCUGCUGAAAAAGAACUAAAUAGGGAUGAAAAAGUGUGUUUGACAGCGCUCUGAAUUAACUCAAAAUCGUAAACGUGCAUAAUGAAUUUAUACAUAGAGUGAUCUGAAAGUUUGUGCACCCUUGAGCUUUUCCAUGUUUGAAUUUUUCAUGACAUCAAAAAAAUCAGGUGUUUAUAUUAAAAUUUCAAAAAUGAUGCCCUUUCAACUCACAGUGAAAAGUAAUAUCUGCAUCAUGAAGUAAAAUAAAUAAAAGCUAAAAUGAUGGUGUGCGUAAGUAAGUGCACCCUUUUGUAUCACACAUGUAAACCAUCAUUUUUACAUCCAGUCUUCUUCAGACAAGUCAGGGGAUGGAUACAGGAACAUUUCCAAGACACUGAUUAUGUCUUGGUGGAACAGUGGGUUAGUGGUUAGCACAUCAAGAAGGUCAUGGGUUCGAUUCCCACCUGGUCCUUUCUGUGUGGAGUUUGCAUGUUCCCCCGGUGUUUGUGUGCGUUUCCUCCUACUGCUCCAGCUUAGACAUGCAGAAUAGGUGAAUUGGUGACUCUAAAUUGGCCGUAGAUGAACGUGUGUAGACUGGUAUAGAAUGUGAAUGAAGUUGUCAGUGUUAUUUGUUACUCUUAUGAGAAUACAAUUUUUUUUAAUCCUGCCACAUUGAUUUUCAAGACUUAACGUUCUAAAGGAAUUUUCCAAAAAGGUUUUCUCACAAAUAUCUAAGAAAAGCACUCAGAGGAUUGAUUGUUAAAGUUUUAAUAUAACCAGGACUGUUAAAAUAAAGUAUGCUUUGAAAAAUAUAUCCUGGUAAAGUAAAAACUGAGCCUCUCUUGAAGUUGAACAUGUCAAACUACAAUAUUAAAAAGGUAGUAAUUUG